AUCGCAACAAUCACCCUCUCCAACCCCCUCAAACUCAACAUCCUCACCUCCCCUCUCCUCCACGCUCUAAUCUCCGCUCUCCGCUCCCUUUCCUCCCACCCCACUCUCCGCUGCCUAAUCCUCACCUCCUCUCCAACACCUCAAUCCAAACCCCCAUCCUUCAUCGGCGGCGCAGACAUCUCCGAAAUGCACGCCCUCACCACCCCUGCCUCCGCUCAAACGUUCAUCCGCAACAUCCACGACACCUGCGCCGCGAUCCGCACUUUUCCCGUCCCGGUCAUCGCGCGCAUCCACGGCCUCUGUCUCGGCGCGGGCUUGGAACUCGCUGCUUCAUGUGACUUACGUAUCGCAAGUGAGAUCAGCACAUUCGGUAUGCCGGAAGUCGCGGUGGGUAUCCCCUCCGUCGUGGAAGCUGCUCUUCUCCCUGGCUUGAUCGGAACGGGACGAACGAGACGGUUGGUAUAUCUCGCUGAAACGAUCGAUGCGAAGGAAGCGGAGCGGUGGGGAUUAGUAGAGGAGGUCGUUGACGGUGGGGAGAUGGAGUUGGAUGUGGCGGUGAAGGAGUGGACGGAUCGAUUAGUCCAGAUGGGACCAGCCGCCAUUCGGGCGCAGAAGAAAUUAUGUCGAGGCUGGGAACAGGCGGGCGGAGUGGAAGAAGCGGUGGAGAUGGGAAUUGAGGCGUACGGACGGAUGUGGGAGGAUGGAGGAUCGGAGCCGAGGGAGUUCAUGGGGAGGUUCGUGAAUCGGAAGAGGGACAAG
Zymoseptoria tritici IPO323 is the source of this 759-nucleotide messenger RNA. RefSeq lists its product as uncharacterized. The transcript has a single exon. Gene Ontology annotation, molecular function: enoyl-CoA hydratase activity. Gene Ontology annotation, biological process: fatty acid beta-oxidation. The record is from RefSeq and is a predicted model, not a curated record. The annotation marks the transcript as partial. Gene Ontology annotation, cellular component: mitochondrion. NCBI's taxonomy places the organism in Eukaryota, Fungi, Ascomycota, Dothideomycetes, Mycosphaerellales, Mycosphaerellaceae.